Sphaeramia orbicularis (orbiculate cardinalfish) is the source of this 934-nucleotide messenger RNA. RefSeq names its product neurexin-3a-like. The transcript has 6 exons. Lineage: Eukaryota; Metazoa; Chordata; Actinopteri; Kurtiformes; Apogonidae. The record is from RefSeq and is a predicted model, not a curated record. Bases 74 to 934 code for a protein of 286 amino acids.
GAAGGAGGUGGUCUAUAAAAACAACGACAUUCGCCUGGAGUUGUCCCGUUUGGCGCGAAUCGUGGACCCCAAGAUGAAAAUCCAGGGCGAGGUUUCCUAUAAGUGUGAGAACGUGGCCACUCUGGACCCCAUUUCCUUUGAGACCCCCGAGGCCUACAUCAGCCUUCCCAAGUGGAACACCAAACGGAUGGGCUCCAUUUCCUUUGACUUCCGCACCACCGAACCCAACGGCCUGAUCCUCUUCACCCACGGAAAACCCCAGGAGCGCAAAGACGCCGCCAAAAGUCAGAAGAACACUAAGGUGGAUUUCUUUGCAGUGGAGCUGCUGGACGGCAGUCUGUACCUCCUUCUGGACAUGGGCUCAGGGACCAUCAAGGUGAAGGCCACCCAAACUAAAGUCAACGAUGGGUCCUGGUAUCACGUAGACAUCCAAAGAGAUGGACGUUCAGGUACGAUCUCAGUCAACAGCAGAAGGACCCCCUUCACAGCCAGCGGUGAGAGUGAGAUCCUAGACCUGGAGGGGGACAUGUACCUGGGGGGGCUUCCCGUCGACCGCACCAACCUCAUCUUACCCACCGAACUGUGGACGGCCAUGCUCAACUACGGCUACGUGGGCUGCAUCCGAGACCUGUUCAUUGACGGACGCAGUAAGGACAUCCGUCAGAUCGCUGAGGCCCAGAACGGCGCUGGCAUCAAACCCUCCUGUAACAAACAACAAGGAAAGCAGUGUGAGAGUUACCCCUGCAAGAACCGAGGAGUGUGUAAGGAAGGAUGGAACCGCUUCAUCUGUGACUGCACCGGAACAGGGUACUGGUCCAGGACCUGUGAGAGAGAGGCGUCCAUCCUGUCCUAUGAUGGCAGUAUGUCUUCUUCUUUGUCCUUCGUAAUCAAAGAUGACCAUCUAGUAUUUCCAAUCAUCCAAAAUGAGUCAUGA